AUGACAAAAUUCUUUCUAUCGAUUAUUUUCAUACCAAUCUUAACGAGAGUCAAUUCACGUGCUGAUGAUUAUUUUGAUUUAUGGGACAGGAAUUUUGAAACAAACGAUUUGUUUAAGCGAUUGAAUGGAUGUUAUGAAGGUGAUACUUUCUCCUUAUCUGACCUAUCCAACAUAUUGAUUUUAAAUAAAAUGGAUGAUGAUGCUUAUGAGAUGCGUUUUAGCUCCGAUAUUAUGGAUCUGUUCGAACGAAAGAUUCUAAUCGGACAGAAUGAUCUCAGCAAUCAAAUUAUUCGGAUAGAAAUUACGUUCUGUAAUCAAGACAAUACAGUUGUCUUAGAUGACUAUGGAAAUCAAAUACAACUGAUGUUAAUUCCACAUGAUUUUGGACAUCUAUUAGAUUUGGUUAACCAGCAAUUCUCGUUUUCUUACAUGAUUUGUCGAUUGGUUUUACAGCCGAAUUGUAAUUUUGAUCCCAGAACUCUCUUCUUUCACUGUGCUACGUCAUCAUCAAUAGAACCAAAAGUGUCAAAAUGUACGGAUGGAAUUAAGAAUCAAGAUGAAACAGGAUUAGAUUGUGGUGGAAUAUGUGCACCGAAACGCAAAUGUCUCGAUGGAUCCAAUUGUGUUUCAUCGAAAGAUUGUCAAAGUCGUUUCUGUGCAUCAAAUAUUUGCAUACCUAGUCAUUAUAAAAAUCAAAUUCAAGAUGAAGGCGAAAGUGCUAUCGAUUGUGGUGGAGAAUGGCGAUUUGUGAUGAAAUGUAAUAAUUCUCAAUCUUGUAACGUAUCUUUCGAUUGUCAAAGUGAUGUUUGUGUAUCAAAAACUUGUUUACCAAGCGAUUGCAAUAACGGAGUGAAAGAUCCAGGAGAAGCAGGUGUAGAUUGUGGUGGUGAAUGUACUGUGGGAAGGAAAUGUGAUAUUUUUAGUCGAUGCAAUGCAUCUUCGGACUGUCUGAGUAAUUUAUGCGAAUCAAAUCUCUGCUCACCUGCUCAUUGUAAUAACAGUAAGAUAGAUGAAGGAGAAACUGACGUAGAUUGUUCUGGACCAUGUGCACCGAUAAAGAAAUGUCCUGUUUAUGCGUAUUGCAAUUCCAGCCGGGAUUGUGGCACCGAGAUUUGCAAUUCUGGAAUUUGUGAUAUCAGAGCGUGUCUUCAAGGGUGCGGCCAAAAGAAAGUGUGCUUCAAUGGCUUUUGUCUACGUGUUGCCUUUUUUGGUAUUAGUAUGACUUGGUCACAAACAGGCAACGGCGAUCUCUACGUACAAACUCCCACAGGAAAACUUAUCUAUCAUGAAAAUGACGACCCCAGCAGCGAAACCGACGGGGGAAAGCAUCAUGACGACAAAGGCCUAUAUGGCCCAGAGAAUAUUUCUUGGAAGAAAAAUGUGCCGCCCAAUGGCACUUACCAUAUCUGUUAUAACUGUCGCAAGGGUUGUGUUAAAAACGAUGUAGAAGUCACAACCAUAAUACGGGAAACUGACGGCGAUUGUUCGGGACCAUGUGCACCGAUAAAGAAAUGUCCUGUUUAUGCGUAUUGCAAUUCCAGCCGGGAUUGUGGCACCGAGAUUUGCAAUUCUGGAAUUUGUGAUAUCAGAACGUGUCUUCAAGGCUGCGGCCAAAAGAAAGUGUGCUUUAAUGGCUUUUGUCUACGUGUUGCCCUUUUUGGUAUUAGUAUGGCUUGGUCACAAACAGGCGACGGCGAUCUCUACGUACAAACUCCCACAGGAAAACUUAUCUAUUAUGGGAAUGACGACGCCAGCAGCGAAACCGACGGGGGAAAGCAUCAUAGAGACGAAGACCGAUAUGGUCCAGAGAAUAUUUCUUGGAAGAAAAAUGUGCCGCCCAAUGGCACUUAUCAUAUCUGUUAUAACUGUCACAAAAAUUGUGUUGAAAAUGAUGUAGAAGUCACAACCAUAAUACGUAAGCCAGACAAAGCAGUACAAAAAAUAACAAAAAAAUUUAAUAAAGAGGCAAAUAGAAAUUCCAAUUUAGAAUACUGUAAUUCUUCAAUGAUUGGAUAUAUGGGCUCUGUUGAAUAUCCAUAA
Messenger RNA from Adineta ricciae, 2040 nucleotides. The record is from the annotation of a GenBank genome assembly. NCBI's taxonomy places the organism in Eukaryota, Metazoa, Rotifera, Eurotatoria, Adinetida, Adinetidae.